AUUUUUGUUUGUUGUCUGGCAGUUGAAACAACUGUUCGUUGAGCUCAACAACGCUUUGUGUUCUUGCAUGCGCUUCUGCUUGGCCGCGACUGCUGCUGCUGCUGCUGCUCCUGUUGCUGCUGCUGCUUGCUUGACCGUCCGCCAGACUCGACUCCCACCAUCGCGCCUCGUCUCACUCGCAGCGUCAUCCACGUGCAUUGCCGCAUCGCCUGGCACGUCCAGCGCGGCCGCUGCGCCGUCUCGUUGCACAAGCGCCGCUGUGGCGAUUUUGGCGGGAAGUGCAAGUCGUGUUUCGCUUUCCUGCUUGCAAGCACAGCCGUUGCCGACAGGGACCUGCCAGCGCGCCGCAGCAUCCACUCUGGCCUCUGUUGCUCGCCACAGACUGCCUCCCGCAUCGUCUGCUGUGCGCCAUUCCAGCAGCCUUGUGGCGGGAGUUGCUCGCGUUUCCUGCAGCUUGUUCGCGGGCUUUCUCCCUGCUCGACAUCUGAGCUCGCUGUCACCGUCCUCGCCUGCGGCAUUUGCAGCACGACGCAAAAAAUACGCGUCCUCGUCCUCCGGCAGGUCCCGCUCGCGCCGAAGCGUCCAUAUUUACGACAAGACUUUUCUUGAUUCAGAUUCACAAGAAGCUCCUCCUUCAUCAUCAUCAUCAUCAUCAUCCAAUAUGGUUCGCGUCUUGAAUGUCGCCGAAAAGCCUUCGGUGGCGAAAAGCAUUUCCGAAAUCAUGUUUGGCGGAAGGCCUCCUUCGCACCGAGAUGGCGUGCCAGUCUUCACGUUCGACACCAAUUUUCGAAACCAGCCGUGCACGAUGGUCUUUACGUCGGUUGUUGGUCACUUGCUGGCGUCGGACUUCACAGCAGACUACAGCAAGUGGAACACUUGCGCGCCAGAGGCGUUGUUUGAGGCGCCUAUCGAACGGUUUAUUCCAGAAAAGCUCCGCGAUAUCGAAAAGAUGCUGCAGCGCGAGGCCCAGCGCGCGCAAUGGCUGGUUUUGUGGACGGACUGCGACCGCGAAGGCGAAAAUAUUGCCAGCGAGGUUGUCGCUGUUUGUAAGAAGGUCAAUCGCAAUCUCGUGGUUCUCCGCGCUCGCUUUAGCGCCGUCACACCUCGCGACAUCACCCACGCAUGCAACAAUCUCACCCAAGUUGACGGGCGGCAAGUGGAUGCCGUGGACGCAAGAAUUGAGCUGGAUUUGCGAAUUGGCUCGGCGUUCACGCGCAUGCAGACCCAGUUGCUUCAGCCGGCCAUUCCCGAAUUGAACGAGCUCAAAUCCGUCAUUAGUUAUGGACCCUGCCAAUUUCCCACACUUGGAUUCAUCGUGGAUCGAUACCGACGAGUCAAGGCGUUUGUUCCCGAAGAGUUCUGGACGAUUGUGGUCGCGUGCCCGUCGCCGAGCAGCGAAUCUUCGGCAGCAGCUGUCGCCGUGCCCCAAAAGCCAGGCAAAAAGGGCAAAGCAGCCAGCGACACGGUACCCUUUACCUGGGUGCGAGGCCAGCUUUUUGACCAUCCCGCCUGUCUCGUGCUCUAUGAAAUGAUACUAGAGCGCCCAGAGGCCACAGUUGUUUCUGUCGAGUCGCGUCCGACUUCCAAAUGGCGCCCUCUGCCCUUGUCGACGGUCGAGCUGCAAAAGCUCGCCUCUGUGCAACUGCGCUUUACGUCGGAUCACACGCUGAAAACGGCCGAGUCGCUUUACACCCAAGGCUUUCUCAGUUAUCCUCGCACAGACACUGACGUCUUUCCAGAAACGAUGGAUUUGACAGCACUGGCCAACAUGCAAGCCAACCAUCCCGAAUGGGGCUCGUUUGUCCACCAGUACAUUCUGGCCCGUGGACCCAACCCGCGCAAGGGCAAAAAUAACGAUGAAGCGCAUCCGCCCAUCCACCCCACCAAGCCGGCGCCGGCCAGCUUUCAGAAUGCGGACGAAAAGAAGCUCUACGAGCUCGUCACGCGCUCGUUUCUUGCGACGCUGUCUUCUGACGCUCAAGGCCAUCUGACCAACGUGGAGAUUGACGUUGCAGGCGAGCGCUUUCGCGCGAAUGGUCUGGCCAUUCUCGAGCGCAACUACUUGCUCGUCUAUCCGUAUGACGUCUGGUCCAACCACACCUUGCCUCCGUUCCGAGAAGGCGACCGCUUCCAACCCGCCGAAGUGCGAAUGGACGCUGGUUCCACAACGCCACCACCGCUGCUCACAGAGUCCGCCUUACUGACGCUCAUGCACCAGCACGGCAUUGGUACCGACGCCACCAUGCACGAGCACAUCAAGAAGGUGCUCGAGCGCAAGUAUGCCGAAAUGCGCGGCCAAAUGUUCUUGCCGACCAACCUUGGGCUCGGUCUCAUCGAGGGCUACGACAGCAUGGGUCUGGAAAUGUCCAAGCCGCACAUGCGCGCGCGUAUGGAGGCCGAGAUGCUCAAGAUUUGCAGCGGCCAGCAAACCAAGGCCCAAGUCAUCCGAAGCACCUUGGACCUGUAUCUGCCGGCCUUCAUGGAUGCAUGUCGGCAGCGGCGGAUGCUUGUUGAUGCGGUUCGAAAGAACCUGUAUCCCAAUGGUGACGGUGGUUCAGCAAGUGGUGGCGGUGGUGGCGGACACAACAAUGGCGGCGAUGACGACGACAACAGCUUUCCUCCGCCGCCAUCCCCUCCGUCACCCAUUCGCAGACCGGCAGCUCCUCGGACUUCCACAUAUCCUCAGUCAUCCAAUCAACCAACAGCAGCAGCAUCAACAGCAACAUCAACAGCAACAUCAACAGCAUCAACAGCAUCAACAACAGGUUUUCGAUGGCAGGCGCCCACAAACCCGACAGCCUCGUCGUCUUCUUCGUCGUACACACCUCCGUCCCAUUCCACCAACCGCAAUACCGGUACAUCGUCUCCUUUUGCGGUGAGUGCCCCACCGCCUGCGCCAUCAUCAGCUGCUCGCGGGUCUGGCAGCGCUGGCUCGGCUGGCGAUGUCUUUUUGUGUGCUUGUAGCCAGCCGGCCGUCCAGUUCACCUCGCAAUCGGCGGCCAACCCUGGCCGCCAGUUCAUGCGAUGCGCGACCAGGACCUGCGGCUUUUUCGUGUGGGCCGACAGCGACGCGCGACUCCCGUCGUUCGACACGCUUGGCAGCCGUCCCAACACGAAUUCCAGGUUCAAAAAGUGCGGCUGCAAUCGUGACGCAGUGUUGAAGACUGUCACGAAGGCAGACUCGGACAACCGAGGACGCCAGUUCUGGACGUGCGACAGCAAGAAGUGCGAUUACUUUGAAUGGGCAGAGGAGGGUGCAACAGCGUCCAGCUCGGCUUACAAUAGCAGCAACAACCGUUCUCGCAAUGCUGGCGGUGCUGGCGGAGGUGGCAGUGGUGGAAACAACUGCUACAAAUGCAAUCAGCCGGGGCAUUUUGCCAGCGCCUGCCCGAACGGAGCAUCCGCCCCGAGUCGCUUUUCUGGCGGAAAUGGUCCUUCGUCUUCGAGCACAUCGAGUGGGACCAAAACAAGCAAGCCGCGAGCUUGCUCAAUCUGCCGCAAGCCCGGCCAUACCAAGAAGACUUGCCCUAUGAACGGUGGCGGAGCAGGCGGCAAGUCCGACGAUUCUGGAGACGAUUAUUAAAAGUUGUAUCUGUCACGCGUUGAAGCUGCUGCUCCGCGACUGUCUGUUUCAUACUGCAUGGAGAAAAUCUGAAACGCUUUACAGACACAAAAUUCAAAAUACAGACAGCAUUCUCGCAUGCAAGCAACCCAA
Capsaspora owczarzaki ATCC 30864 is the source of this 3715-nucleotide messenger RNA. Its product is annotated as topoisomerase III. NCBI's taxonomy places the organism in Eukaryota, Filasterea, Ministeriida, Capsasporidae. Gene Ontology annotation, biological process: DNA topological change. The transcript is spliced from 6 exons. Gene Ontology annotation, cellular component: nucleus. Gene Ontology annotation, molecular function: zinc ion binding; DNA topoisomerase type I (single strand cut, ATP-independent) activity; DNA binding. Bases 68 to 3583 code for a protein of 1171 amino acids. The record is from RefSeq and is a predicted model, not a curated record.